This is a messenger RNA of Desarmillaria tabescens, 981 nucleotides long. RefSeq lists its product as uncharacterized. Lineage: Eukaryota; Fungi; Basidiomycota; Agaricomycetes; Agaricales; Physalacriaceae. The record is from RefSeq and is a predicted model, not a curated record. The coding region runs from base 70 to 834 and encodes 254 amino acids. The transcript has 6 exons.
CAUGUUUGUGCUCUGCGACAUUUUACUUAUUCUUCCUUUUCCUACUCUCACGUUCCCUAAAAGUUCCGUAUGUUGGACACCGCCGUCCAGAACAAUCAACGUAUUUUCAGCUCAUACGAAGCGUUUCUUGGAAACCCGACGACUUACGUUGAAUAUGCCGAAAAAUUCGCGCAAUGGUUGGAUUCGGACAGGGCUUUCUAUGCCCAAGGGAAACCUUCUAUCGUAUCGAUACUCAUGACGGCAUACAGGACCGUCCACCAGACUCUCUGUCCCGGGCUCGAUUUCAGUAUACCUCUCAACAUGGAUCUUUACAAGAAUCAUCCAUUGCUGUCAGCCUACCGACGUCUCAUCGAAGUUCUGUCCAAAUACGUCAAGCAUUUCCUCAAUGAUGCCGUUCUCAGGCCACAAGUUCAAUUACUUCUGCGUACUGUUGGCAUGCAGUUGACCGCAGAAACAAGGCCACCUAUUCCUGUACAACCUUCUCCGACAGUCCAACUUCCUCAUGCCCCUGUUCAAACCGGACGAGAACCACCCAGGGCGUCGACGUCUUCUUCACAAUCUCCGACGCCACUGGGUCUUCCCAAGAGAAAGAGGAAUAUGGAUUUGCUGAUCAAACAGGACUUGGACUGGUAUGUAGCCCAAAACUCUUCUGCUCCGAAAACCCAGGGAGGUCCUCUUCCGAAGGAUGUACCUGCGAAUGAGCCAUCAUCAUCCAAAUCACCUGCAACAACCGGAACCGUUCCUCAGAGCCAGUGCAUCUCCAUCAGAAACAGCGCCUGUCCUUUCAAGCGAAUCGACGUUGACGUCUGGACCGGUUGUUGCACCUCAGGCUAAUGCAUUUCAGCCAAUUAUCCCAGUAGAGACGAAGCCCGUUCCCCAAAAUGAUUCCUCAACUGCAUCUGGAAUUGAUACAGAAGUCAGUUCGAAGCCUAACGUUUUAGGCGAGUGGACUGUUUUCAGAGAUGCGAUUCCCCCGGAGUC